Molecule: messenger RNA, 6610 nt
Organism: Coregonus sp. 'balchen'
Lineage: Eukaryota; Metazoa; Chordata; Actinopteri; Salmoniformes; Salmonidae
Source: the annotation of a GenBank genome assembly
AACAGCCAAUUCGGUCCGGGCACAUAUCUGGGUGAAAGGUCUGCAUUGGAUAACACGACGGUGGCUGUCAAGAAAUAUACCUCUCAUUUGAACCGGUAGUAGCGACACAGGCGUAACCUGUUAGCUAGCUAAUUAUUUUCUGAAGUAGUUACGGGUCAUAACGACGCAACAUUUUGUGUUUUUCUUUUCUUGUUAGCUGUCUUUUCUUGAAUAGAAACCAUGUCUAAACAGCAGGCGAUAAGUCCAGGGAAGAACUUCUUUGCUGGGGGCUUUGGGGGUGUCUGCUUGGUCUUCGCUGGACAUCCACUUGAUACCAUAAAAGUAAUUAUUUAUUUCUCAAAGUAACUAAUUCCUCAACUAGCUAGCAAAGCUAGCUGUUAAUAAUAUAUUGCCCCCUAUGCAUGCCUCACGAGCAUAACUUUCAUUGGUGUCUGCUGCACGCAGCAUUCAGCAAACUAAUCAAUGAAAAUGUAUGUUUACAGAUGUAUAAUUGGUUACUGGAUGUGAGUGUCGUUGUUCUUUACAUUUGAUACAACUCAAUGAGGUGGAGUGUAACAUUAGACCUUUGACCUAUAUGUCCAUUUCUGUCAUACCGCACUACCUUAGCCCCAUGACAGUGACGGGCCUGUCAUUACAGAUGUAUUAUCACAUGAGCCACUUAUAGGAAAUAAGAAAUGCAUCUUGUAAAAGGUUUAUUAUUAAUUUAUUUUCGAUUUUUUAUGUAUACAUUUCUUUCUUAAUCCUGUGUGCUUGGUUAUGUGCUUAAUAUGCAUUUUAAGUGUAUAAUCCAACUUCUAUAUGUUUGUACAAUUUGAAAAGUUUAAUUAAACAAAAAACGAAUAUAUACACAGUGCCAGUCAAAAGUUUGGACAUACCUGCUCUUUCAAGGUUUUUCUUUAUUUUUACUAUUUUCUACAUUGUAGAAUAAUAGUGAAGACAUCAAAACUAAGAAAUAACACAUAUGGACUCAUGUAGUAACCAAAAAAGUAAAAACCAAAAUAUAUUUUAUAUUUGAGAUUCUUCAAAGUAGCCACCCUUUGCCUUGAUGACAGCUUUGUACACUAUUGGCAUUCUCUCAACCAGAUUAAUGAGGUAGUCACCUGGAAUGCAUUUCAAUUAACAGGUGUGCCUUGUUACAAGUUAAUUUGUGGAAUUUCUUUCCUUCUUAAUGCGUUUGAGCCAAUCAGUUGUGUUGUGACAAGGUAGGGGUGGUAUACAGAAGAUAGCCCUAUUUGGUAAAAGACCAAGUCCAUAUUAUGGCAAGAACAGCUCAAAUAAGCAAAGAGAAACGACAGUCCAUCAUUACUUUAAGACAUGAAGGUCAGUCAAUAUGGAAAAUGUCAAGAACUUUGAAAGUUUCUUCAAGUGCAGUCGCACAAACCAUCAAGCACUAUGAUGAAACUGGCUCUCAUGAGGACCGCCACAGGAGAGGAAUGACCUCUGCUGCAGUUCAUUAGAGUUCACUGCACCUCAGAAAUUGCAGCCCAAAUAAAUGCUUCACAGAGUUCAAGUAACAGACACAUCUCAACAUCAACUGUUCAGAGGAGACUGUGUGAAUCAGGCCUUCAUGGUCGAAUUUCUGCAAAGAAACCACAACUAAAGGACACCAAUAAGAAGAAGAGACUUGCUUGGGCCAAGAAACACGAGCAAUGGACAUUAGACUGGUGGAAAUCUGUACUUUGGUCUGAUGAGUCCAAAUUGGAGAUUUUUGGUUCCAACCGCCAAGUCUUUGUGAGACGCAGAGUAGGUGAAUGGAUGAUCUCCGCAUGUGUGGUUCCCACCGUAAAGUAUGAAGGAGGAGGUGUUAUGGUGUGGGGGUGCUUUGCUGGUGACACUUUCUGUGAUUUAUUUAGAAUUCAAGGCACACUUAACCAGCAUGGUUACCAAAGCAUUCUGCAGCGAUACGCCAUCCCAUCUGGUUUGGGCUUAGUGGGACUAUCAUUUGUUUUUCAACAGGACAAUGACCCAACACACCUCCAGGCUGUGUAAGGGCUAUUUUACCAAGAAGGAGAGUGAUGGAGUGCUGCAUCAGAUGACCUGGCCUCCACAAUCCCCCAACCUCAACCCAAUUGAGAUGGUUUGGGAUGAGUCAGACAGCAGAGUGAAGGAAAAGCAGCCAACAAGUGCUCAGCAUAUGUGGGAACUCCUUCAAGACUGUUGUAAAAGCAUUCCUCAUGAAGCUGGUUGAGAGAAUGCCAAGACUGUGCAAAGCCGUCAAGGCAAAGGGUGGCUACUUUGAAGAAUCUAAAAUAUAUUUUGAUUUGUUAACACUUUUUUGGUUACUACAUGAUUCCAUGUGUUAUUUCAUAGUUUUGAUGUCGUCACUAUUAUUCUACAAUGUAGAAAAUAGUAAAAAUAAAGAAAAACCCCUUGAAUGAGUAGGUGUGUCCAAACGUUUGACUGGUGCUGUGUGUGUGUAUAUCUAUAUAUAUAUAUAUAUAGAUAUAUCUUCCUCUAUACAGAAGUAAUGUCGUGUGUAGGCCUAUAGGGUGAGUCUGUUCAUAUCCUCCUCUCUUAGGUGCGUAUUCAGACCAUGCCUGUGCCCGGCCCUGGCGAGAGCCCCCUGUAUAGAGGCACCUUUGAUUGUUUCAAACAGACCCUUGCCAAAGAGGUGGGUAAUAGUAGGCCAAUGGCUUUUUGGUUUUCCGUUCAAUGUAUUUGUUUGUUCACCACUCUUUGCGCUCUCUUAUUCAUUCCUUUUCUCUCUCAUGUUCUCUACAACAGGGGUUCAAAGGCCUGUAUAAAGGUAUGGCAGCCCCUAUCAUUGGAGUCACACCCAUGUUCGCUGUUUGCUUCUUCGGCUUUGGCCUGGGCAAGAAACUACAACAGAAAACCCCGGACGAUGUCCUUACGUAGGUGAUUGUUCCAUAGUAGAAAGUCUUCCCCAUUUUUUUAAAUGUUGAAAUUGUGUGCGGGCAGGUGUAUGUAUGUAUGUAUGUGUUGUGCAUAACCAUCUGCUGUCCUUCUCAGGUAUCCACAGCUGUUUGCUGCCGGCAUGCUGUCAGGCGUGUUCACCACAGCCAUCAUGGCCCCUGGAGAACGUAUCAAGUGUCUCCUACAGGUGAGAAACAUACAGUACACAACACAGAACUGAACGUAGGUUAAUAGGAUUAGGUUAACUGGGUUUAGGAUAACAGGCUGAGGUCAAAGGAGAUGCGGUUCAGUGAACUCCACUCACGUGAUAAGGAGCCUGGCCAGAGACCGGAAGACUUGCGCUGCCUAGCUCUGUGGGCUAACGCAGUCUUGUGGCAUGCAGAAGACCCAGGGUUUUAACCUAGUUGGUUACAUCACAUGUUAUGUGUGGAUGUGUGUACAGAUCCAGGCUGCCAAAGGGGAGGUGAAGUAUGCUGGGCCCAUGGACUGUGUGAAGCAGCUGUACAAAGAGAAUGGGAUCAGGGGAAUCUACAGAGGCACUGCUCUCACCCUCAUGAGAGGUACUUACUGACUGAAUAUUCACUGAGUGUACAAAACAUUAGGAACACCUUCAUAAUAUUGAGUUGCACCCUGCUUUUGCCCUUAGAACAGCCUCAAUUCGUCGGGGCAUGGACUCUACAAGAUGUCGAAAGCGUUCCACAGGGAUGCUGGCCCAUGUUGACUCCAAUGCUUCCCACAGUUGUGUCAAGUUGGCUGGAUGUCCUUUGGGUGGUGGGCCAUUCUUGAUACACACGGGAAACUGUUGAGCGUGAAAAACCCAGCAGCGUUGCAGUUCUUGAAACACUCAAACCGGUGCACCUGGCACCUACUACCAUACCCCGUUCAAAGGCACUUAAAUCUUUUGUCUUGCCUGUUCGCCCUCUGAAUGGCACACAUACACAAUCCAUGUCUCAAUUGUCUCAAGGCUUUAAAAUCCUUAAUUAACCUGUCUCCCCCUUCAUCUACACUGAUUUGAAGUGGAUUUAACAAGUGACAUCAGUAAGGGAUCAUAGCUUUCACCUGGAUUCACCUGGUCAGUCUAUGUCAUGUUCCUAAUGUUUUGUACACUCAGUGGAAGUCUUAUACCCGUGUCUCUGAUAUCUAACUCUUUAUCUAGAAUCUAGAUACUUGUGUUCAGUAGUGAUUGUGUUGUUAAGACACAACUGUGAGUUUUUGCCAGUAAUUCUGACAGUUUGUUACUUGGUUUCUCAGACGUGCCAGCCAGUGGGAUGUAUUUCAUGACCUAUGAAUGGUUGAAGCGCCUCCUCACACCAGAGGGCAAAAGGUGAAUGUGUGUUUACUGUGUGUGUAUGCAAAUGAAACCCUAAGCACGUGUCUUUGUCCACCCCAAAAUAUUUUUACAGCUGUUUAGUGAAUCUCUGUAUGAUUAGCUGUUUGUAUCAGUGUUAUUGUUUCAGUGUGCCGUGUAACUUGUUUAUGUCACGGCAUGUGUGUAUUGUUUGUAAUUAAUGGGUGAUUGGUUCCACAGCCCCAAUGAGCUGAGUGUUCCUAGUGUUCUGUUCGCUGGAGGGAUGGCAGGAAUCUUUAACUGGGCCGUGGCCAUUCCCCCCGAUGUACUCAAGUCUCGCUACCAGACAGGUGUGUCUUUGGCAUUUCUGACGUUGCCCCAUUUUUGGUGUAAAUACUGUAUAAUAGGUAUUUUUUACCAGGUUGGAGUCAAUUCCAUUUCAAUUCAGUCAAUUCAGGAAGUAAACUGAAACUACAAUUCCACUUUUACAUUUUCCUCAUAGAAAAUCAUUGUGGAAAAAUGGAAUUAGAAUUAGAAUUUCAAUUUACUUCCUGAUUUGAAAUAGAAUUAACCUCAACCCUUACUGUCUUACUUGUCUUGUGUUGUCUUUUUUCUAAGUGUAGUAUACAGUAUAUAGCUGACCAACCGUACUGUCUGUUUGGUUUAGAGUAGUAGAGUGACUAAAGUCGUCAGCAUGCUUCAGUUCGGUUGGCGCCUUGCUGAACUCGGCUAGCUGAACCAAACGAGUGUGCUCGCAUUCUCCCUAAAAAGACCUUCGCUUGAAAAACGAGAAAAAGCGGCAAUAGUACUGUUUGUCCAUUUUGAAAUGCCGUAGACAGUAUACACUUCCUCAUAAUAGUCAGAAUGAAUCUAAGAUAACUCAAGAAAUGUGUCAUUCAUUUUGACGUUUUUGCCGAGGAGAUCUUAGUCGCGCAAUUUGACAUCUAACUAAGAUUUCUCAAUGACAAAAUGUGCAUGAAAACAAGUCGUCUCUCGUUGAAUGACAACAAAGACUUUAUUGAAGAAUCCCUACUGUUGACUAAUCACCGAAGAAGGGGCAUAGACGUCGGCUCCGAACUUCGGCUUGCCUCCAGAAAAGAAAUGGUGUGCCCGAACAGCCGAAAAAACCCUCACCGAAGUCCAAAACUAACAAAAGCGUCACAAAAUGUCAUCAUAAUACUGUAUAUGCACAAACUCUUCAGAACUGUUUCGGCUGGGAAGCAUGCGGACGCCUUAAGUGUACUGUGUAAAACAGUAGUAUGACUGAAGCCCUUUCUCUCCUCCCAGCCCCUGAAGGGAUGUACCCUAAUGGUUUCCGGGACGUUCUACGAGAGCUACUGAGGGAGGAGGGCGUGGCCUCUCUGUACAAAGGCUUCACCGCUGUCAUGCUCAGAGCUUUCCCCGCCAAUGCAGUGAGUACACACACUCUACUCACAUACAGCCUGUUAACUCUCAACACACUCACUGAUCAGUCAGAGAUGGUACUCGCACAUGCUACGUCCACCAUACUCAGCCACUGAUCUCCUAUUAACACGUAAUUACAGCAUAUGAUACACAGAAUAAACAGUAUGGUUUAGUGUACAAAACGUUUAUAUUGCCUGCAUUCUACAGUCAUAAUACUCUCACCCCUUGCCAGUAGAAAUGUUACAGUUUUCAUGAAGUCAAUUAAUGGUGACCACAUUGAUCUAUCUCCCCUUAGGCUUGUUUCCUUGGGUUUGAAAUGGCCAUGAAGUUCCUGAACUGGGCAGCACCCAGUCUGUGAUCCCUGUCCACGGCCCAGACUUAGACACCAGAGACAGAACUCAAUAACACAGAGGAUUACCCAUGGACACCAACAGUACUCACAAACAUAUACACUUACGCAGAGAUACACAUUGGACAUCUGACUGGCAUACAGACUGAGAAAGACACACACAUUGUAGAGGUGGACAAAGAGGGGACACACACAUUGUUCUCACUCCUUGGUGUUUUACUUGCAUUAGUUUUUAGUGUUUUUAAUUAGAAAAUGUGUUAAUUGAACAUGUGCCUUUACUUGCUCAGAGUGAGUCUGCAUAUCAGGGAAUAGGUACAUUUUCACAGGUUGGGUAUAAUGUGUGUUAGUAUGCCAUGUGUCUGUCUCUGUGUGUGUGUGUAUGUGUGUUUAAAAACAAAAUAUAUGGCUUUUAAAACAUACCAGGACAUUAAAACAUCCCUGUAUAGUCUCAUUCCAAACUGUGAUCCAAUAACCAAAUAAUCGCAUUGGAAAUUGUUAGUUGAUUUAUUGAAUGAAUUAAUCAUACUUUUCUCCAAGGUUGUUGCAGAUGUAGCUUAUGCCACAACAUGGAGAACCCUCAUUGGGCCAUUGUCUCAUGUUUGUAUGUGUCAUUAUGUAUGUAAAUAAAUACAAUGAAAUCAUAAUCUAUUUCUAAUUUCCAAUUAGAAUAUCUUAUUAAACGUGUAUAACUAUCU